AUGGCACGUGAUAGUGAUGUUAUUUUAUUAUCUCUUGCAGACGAAGGGCGUGUUGAUUUAGACAGUAUAAUAGUACCGAUAUCAUACAUGAGACGAGAGACACCGUACAGUACUAUUGUUUUAUUUGUUGAAAAUGGUUUGUAUACAAACAAUACAAAAUUCUUUAAUGAAAUGAAAGAAAAAUUAAGGAUUAAUAUUGAAAAAUUUGAUAAACCAAAUGUCCAUAUUGCAAAUUAUCGAAUAAAACUAUAUUACGAAUAUCUUAAAAAUCAUAAAUUCAAUCGAGUGAUUCAUUGUGAUAUCUCUGAUAUUUAUUUUCAAAGUGAUGUAUUUAAAUAUAUUCCAGAGAAUGGCAAACUCGUUAUGUUUAAAGAAGGAUGUAACUCAAUUAUUCUUAUGAACGACCAAAAGAAUUUACAAUGGUACAAAGAAUGUUAUCCGAAUUUAGAUGGUUUAGACUCAACAAAAGAGAUUAUUAAUGCAGGGAUUGUAUUAGGAGGAUAUUAUCAAAUGUUAAAAUAUAUGGGAAUAAUAUGGAAUUUAUUAGAAACAAAUAAAAAAUGUGACAUAAGUACAUUUGGUCCUGAUCAAGCAGUAGUAGAAUAUGCAUACCAUAAUGGAUUACUAAAACAAUUAAUUAGUAAAGUAGAAUCAGGUCCAGUUUAUUGUAACACUCAUCAAUUUAAAUACAAAGGUGGUAAUUAUCUUAAUUAUGGAGUAAUGUAUGAUAGUUAUGAUUGUGUUGUACCAUUUAUUCAUGGAAGACCACCUUAUUAUCCACAAAAGGUGAUUGAUUUUGAAAUUUCUCUAUAUCGUGAAAAUAUAUCAUAA
Molecule: messenger RNA, 831 nt
Organism: Entamoeba dispar SAW760
Lineage: Eukaryota; Evosea; Mastigamoebida; Endamoebidae
Exons: 1
Coding region: 1-831 (276 amino acids)
Source: RefSeq, a predicted model, not a curated record